AUGGCUCCAUCUGCCACCGAGACGCCCCAAACCGCGGCUGAGAGUGUUCAGCCGACAGUGGUUGAGGCAUCGGAGGUGCAAGAGGAGCAGCUGCCCGAGCUGCGAACCGGGCACAAAGAACCCCUCCAACUGAGCGGCGCCCUGGAUAAGUAUGAGCACUUCGAAGUGACCCCCGUGAUCGGGCGCGAGUACGUCGACGUCAACCUCGUCGAGUUGCUAAGAGCUCCCAACUCGGACGAACUGCUCCCAGGCGUCGUGUUCUUCCGGGAGCAAGACGACGUGACCAACGACAUCCAGAAGGAGCUGGUCCAGCGCCUGGGCGAGCUCAGUGGCAACCCGGCCACCUCCAAGCUGCACAUCCACCCCAUCAACAAUGCCGGCCGGGGCGACGACAAGGAUGACGAGAUCAGUGUCAUCUCGUCGGUGCGGCAGAAGGAGCUGUACCUGGAUUGCUUCCUCAACUAUACCAAGAAGCAGAGCCAGAAGACGCAGUGGCAUUCGGACAUUACCUUUGAGCCGAUUCCUAGCGACUAUGCUCUCCUCCGUCUGACGCAGCUGCCGAAGACGGGCGGCGCGCCGCUGCAAAAGUUCCUGGAGACACUAACGGCGACAUACGCGCAACCCGGGUUCAACCGAGCCGCCGAGCGCAACGAGUUCCAGAUCUACAGCGGCGAGCGCGGCGCGCCGGAAAACGUCGGCGAGGUGCUGGAGGCGAUCCACCCGGUAAUCCGGACGAACCCGGUCACGGGCUGGAAGAGCGUCUUCGCGGUAGGCCACCACGUCCAGAAGAUCAACGGGCUGAGAGACGACGAGUCCAAGCACUUCCUCGACUGGUUCGUGCGGCUGGUGGUCGACAACCACGACCUGCAGGUGCGGUACAAGUGGCAGAACGCCAACGACCCGGGCUUGGGCGAGAAGCAGGGCGCGCGGUCUGUCAGUCUGGGUGAGCGGCCGUAUUUUGACCCGCAAAGCACUAGCAGGCGCGAGGCUCUCAGGGACCAGGCUAUCGCUCUUGUGCGAGAGAAGGGGAUUGAGGCGCUGCAGGUGUAG
Messenger RNA from Sodiomyces alkalinus F11, 1050 nucleotides. RefSeq names its product TfdA family taurine catabolism dioxygenase TauD. Bases 1 to 1050 code for a protein of 349 amino acids. Gene Ontology annotation, cellular component: cytoplasm. The transcript has 5 exons. NCBI's taxonomy places the organism in Eukaryota, Fungi, Ascomycota, Sordariomycetes, Glomerellales, Plectosphaerellaceae. Gene Ontology annotation, molecular function: 2-oxoglutarate-dependent dioxygenase activity. The record is from RefSeq and is a predicted model, not a curated record.